Messenger RNA from Pundamilia nyererei, 1172 nucleotides. It is a transcript of the gene gpatch11, whose product is annotated as G patch domain containing 11. The coding region runs from base 138 to 923 and encodes 261 amino acids. The transcript is spliced from 8 exons. NCBI's taxonomy places the organism in Eukaryota, Metazoa, Chordata, Actinopteri, Cichliformes, Cichlidae. Gene Ontology annotation, molecular function: nucleic acid binding. The record is from RefSeq and is a predicted model, not a curated record. Gene Ontology annotation, cellular component: kinetochore.
CUUUGUGUGUACCUUGCAGCUACUCGGAACGUUUUCGCAAAGGAACAGAACACCACAGAAGAAAAUACAAACGCACAAACCGAAGAAUUUUUUUUUAGCUGUUUUUCUCAGUUUUUUCUCUUUUUAGUUUGUACAGAAUGUCAGAUGAAGAAGAGGACUAUAUGUCUGAUGCAUUUCUUAGCAAACUUCAAGAUGUGAAACCGGGAGUCAGCAUGGUGAGGCGGGUAAAAGAAGCAAUGAAGAGGGAGGAGAAGCAAAAGGAAAAGAAUAUUAAGAACCGUCAGAAGAGCUACAAGGAGCAGGAGAGCGAAAGCCGAGAAGUGGCUUUACAGAGCUCCAUCAGCAAUGAAAACAAAGGGUUUGCACUUCUGCAGAAAAUGGGCUACAAAGCUGGGCAAGGACUUGGGAAGCAGGGAGCAGGAAGAGUUGAUCCAAUCCCACUAAAUAUCAAAACAGACAGAGGGGGUAUUGGAAUGGAAGAGAUGAAGAAAAGAAAAGCUGAAGAGGAACUGGAGCAUUAUAGGCAGAAAGUACGAGCCAAACAACAGAAUGAGACCAAAUCUCUGGAAGAUUUCAGGUCAAGAGUAAGGACGGAAAGAGAGGAGCGAAAGAUUGAAGGAGACCUCAGGAGGAGUCAGCGAGCUUGCGAACAGCUUGACAGUCAAAAGGGGAUAACUGCUCCGAGAGAAGACUGGUACUGGCCUAAAGCAAACUCUGAUGAAGAAGAGGACGAUCUUAAAGAGGAGGAUGAGGAUGAGGAUGAAGAGGAGGUUACAGAACUCACUUCUUUUGAUAAACUACAAAUUUUGACAUCCUAUUUGAGAGGAGUCCAUUUUUAUUGCAUAUGGUGUGGGACCACCUAUAAUGAUGAAGAGGACUUGUGCGCUAACUGUCCUGGGGAUACAGCAGCAGACCAUGAAUAAAAUGAAUGAAAACCAGUCUGCACAAGUUUCCUGUAAAGAGAAAAGAAAAGUAUAAAUGUUUGAUCAUAAAAAAUAUUGUGUAUAUGUGAAUGCACUUUGAUAUGUGAGUCAGGUUCAUCAGACUACAAAAACAGCCAAGGCAAUAAAGUGAUCAGAAAUUAAGUUCUUUAAUCAUCCAGUUUUAAUCUGCUGUCUUUCAUUGAAAGACCAUCAAGUUUGUAUUUGUUGUAUACAUUUCUGUUUUUUGGG